This is a messenger RNA of Punctularia strigosozonata HHB-11173 SS5, 1530 nucleotides long. RefSeq lists its product as uncharacterized. NCBI's taxonomy places the organism in Eukaryota, Fungi, Basidiomycota, Agaricomycetes, Corticiales, Punctulariaceae. The coding region runs from base 1 to 1530 and encodes 509 amino acids. The record is from RefSeq and is a predicted model, not a curated record. The transcript is spliced from 10 exons.
AUGGCCGCCGCUAACGACGACACGGCUUCGACCGCGCCUUUGAUCUCGGCGUCGCAUGAGGACAUAGCCCGUCAUUCCGAGGGGGAAACGGAUAUCAAGCCUGCGCCGCCUGUGCCCAACCCGGCUCCACAGGCAGCAGAUAAAGCAGAGCAACGUCAAAACCCUAAGGCUUCGACGUCCUGUGCCUGUAAAGGCGGCGGUCGAAACCUCGUCGUGUGCAUCGACGGGACCGCCAAUCAAUUCAGCUACAAGAACACCAACGUCGUCGAGCUUUACAGCCGCUUGAUCGAAGACGAAAACCAGCUCACGUACUACAACAGCGGGAUAGGAACGUAUGCGCGGGAUAGCAAGACAUCUUUCCAUUAUUGGAAGCAGAAAAUCGAUCAUACCAUCGACAUGGCAAUCGCGUGGAACUUCAAGAAAAUAGUCCUCGAUGCCUACGAGUGGCUUUCAGAAAAUUACAUACCGGGAGAUCGAAUAUUCCUUUUCGGCUUUUCGCGGGGCGCGUAUCAAGUGCGUGUCAUUGCAGGAAUGAUAGAACUAGUCGGUCUGGUCCGUAAAGGAAACAAGGGCCAGAUAAAAUUCGCAUAUGACCUCUACAUGGACAUGAUAGGGCACCGACACAACUCCUCCCAGUCUGAGCGUUUCAAGCGUACGCUCUGUCGGAAAGGUGUCAAGGUCCAUUUCGUUGGAGCAUGGGAUACCGUUUCAUCCAUUGGGGUCGCCCGUGCGCCGAGCCUUCCGGAGACGACGACGGGGAUGACGCACGUCUGCGCGUUCCGGCAUGCGCUCGCCCUCGACGAGGUGCGGGUCAAGUUCUUGCCCGAGUAUGCGAACGCGGGUGUGGGCCCGACUGCAGAUACCCAGGCUGUGAACGUGAAAGAGGUCUGGUUCUCCGGCUCUCAUUCCGACAUCGAUCUUAAUCUCGACCUUGACAAGUUCGGUCCCGCCUUGCGCUGGAUGUCUUACGAAGCGCUCAAAGAAGGGCUGCGCAUGAUAGAUUUCCGCGGCAAUUGGCAGCAGCUGAAACCUACAAAUUCUAUGAGGUGGUAUUGGAGAAUCCUCGAGUGUCUUCCCUUCAGGCGACUAUCUUACGACUCAAAGAAAGAGAAAGAGCAUGCGGUAUAUUUCCCUCACCUCUCGUCACCUCGUCAGAUCAUGCAUGGACAACGUAUCCACGAAUCGGUUAUUGACUCGCCAUCGCAACGGGAAAUUAUCUAUGAGCCAUUCAUCGGACCUCUGUCGCAGUCGGAAACUUUCAAGCUGAAGAAAUCGGAACGUUCAGCGUGGAAACGCAGAGCACGCGUCCCUGACGGCCUGAAGUGGGACCAAGUCAUCGCCAGCGACGACUGGAUCGAGCGUGACCCUUAUAAAUCGGCAAAUCGCAUCGUCGACGGCAUACUGGGUGGGAACCUGUCGGACGAGGAUUGUCAUGUGCUCGUAACACUGUCCUCAUCUGGUGAGCUGCUCACCUGGCUGCCUGGUAGGAUGAAGUUGAACCUUGUGCAGACGUCGGCCAGCGAUCGAUGA